CAUGAAUCUAGAUUACCGGGAAUGAGGAGUUCGUUUGCAGGCUCAAUGAGAUGCACUUGUUACCCUCCAAUGGAUACUCAUGCUAGAGAAAAAUCCUGGCAAGGAAUAGCACGCUCCAUUUCCUUUCUACUCUUUCACUGGGGAGGAUGGAGGAAGCCGUAUUAAAAACUCUUGAUACGCAAAUCCUUGUGGAUUUUGACUUAGAAGCGAGAAGAAUAUGAAGAUACUGGUGACAGGCGCGUCGGGUUAUCUAGGAGGAAGGCUGUGCCACGCUCUGGUGAGCCGCGGCCACUCCGUCCGGGCCUUGGUCCGUCGUACCAGCGACCUCUCUGGGCUUCCUUCACCCACCCAUGGCGCCUCUUUGGAACUCGCAUACGGCGAAGUCACCGAUUACCGAUCCCUUCUAGAUGCCUGCUCCGGCUGCGACGUCAUAUUCCACGCUGCUGCCCUCGUCGAACCUUGGCUUCCCGAUCCUUCUAGAAUCUUCUCCGUCAACGUUGGUGGUCUGAAGAACUUGCUGCAAGCAGCUAAGGAGACAAAGACGAUCAAUAAGAUCAUUUAUACGUCGUCGUUCUUCGCUGUUGGUCCUACCGAUGGAUAUAUUGCCGAUGAGAAUCAAAUUCAUCCGGAGAAGUUCUUCUGCACGGAGUACGAGAAAUCAAAGGCGGCUGCAGAUAAGAUAGCUCUGCAGGCUGCAGCAGAAGGGAUGCCAAUUGUUCCGGUUUACCCUGGUGUAAUUUAUGGUCCUGGCAAGCUUACCACGGGCAAUGUUGUUGCUAAAUUAAUAAUUGAGCGGUUUAAUUGGAGAUUACCUGGUUACAUUGGCAGGGGAAAUGAUAAGUUUUCCUUCUGUCAUGUCGACGAUGUAGUAGAGGGUCAUAUUGCAGUAAUGGAGAAGGGUCGACCAGGGGAAAGAUAUUUACUCACAGGAGAAAAUGCAUCAUUCAGGCAUGUUUUUGAUUUAGCUGCCAUUAUCACUGGAACUGGUAGGCCUAAAUUCAACAUCCCUCUAGGUCUGAUUGAAGCUUAUGGAUGGGUUUCUGUUCUUAUUGCUCGAAUUACAGAAAAGCUUCCUCUCAUUAGUCCCCCGACUGUGAACGUUCUACGACACCAGUGGGCAUAUACUUGUGACAAGGCGAAAUUGGAGUUGGAUUACAGGCCUAGAAGCUUGAAAGAUGGGCUAGAAGAAAUGCUCCCCUGGUUGAAGAGCUUGGGCAAGAUAAGAUACUAAAAACCGAUUAAGGCCGAGAACAGUAUGUGAUGGAAUGCUGAGACAAACCUGUGUUCCGUUCGUUGUUUGAUGCCGUGUAGAAGUAGAGCAUCAGCUGGUAAUGGCGUCAAUAAGAAACUGGCUCACUUUCUUUGAGUUAAUGAAUAAAGUACCAUUGAUGUACAAUGCUUGCU
Molecule: messenger RNA, 1404 nt
Organism: Theobroma umbraticum
Lineage: Eukaryota; Viridiplantae; Streptophyta; Magnoliopsida; Malvales; Malvaceae
Gene: FLDH
Product: NAD(P)-binding Rossmann-fold superfamily protein
Cellular component (GO): cytoplasm
Molecular function (GO): aldehyde dehydrogenase (NAD+) activity
Source: RefSeq, a predicted model, not a curated record